Dermacentor andersoni is the source of this 342-nucleotide messenger RNA. The record is from RefSeq and is a predicted model, not a curated record. NCBI's taxonomy places the organism in Eukaryota, Metazoa, Arthropoda, Arachnida, Ixodida, Ixodidae.
UGCACUCGCAGAGGUAAGUUUCUCGAAUACUUCAACGACAUGACCAGACGAAAUCAGUGCAAGCUUCAAGACCAAAACGAAAGGCAGACGGGUAUGAAGUUCGGUAUGGCUUUGGCAUUACUGGUGUUGGCCCUUGUACCGUUUGUUGACGGCGGUGGCAGUUCGUCUACACCGGAACCUCUCGAUCCACGAGAAGAACAGGAAAGGUUGUGCAAUAGUGCUGGAAUCUGCACCAGCAAUAGACAAGUAAUGAUAUGUUUGUUCGAAGGAGAGAGCACUAAGCUCGGGCCUACAAUGUGUGGUGCCAGUGUUGGUCUGCUGGGGCUGAGAUUCUCAGAGUAG